This is a messenger RNA of Pseudocercospora fijiensis CIRAD86, 2646 nucleotides long. RefSeq lists its product as uncharacterized. The record is from RefSeq and is a predicted model, not a curated record. The coding region runs from base 1 to 2547 and encodes 848 amino acids. The transcript has a single exon. Gene Ontology annotation, cellular component: cytoplasm. NCBI's taxonomy places the organism in Eukaryota, Fungi, Ascomycota, Dothideomycetes, Mycosphaerellales, Mycosphaerellaceae.
AUGCGCCUCGCAUAUUAUGCUGGCGCCUCCACGGCCGCGGCGGCAGCAUGUCUGCUCAAGGCCUUCCAUCAACGACCGAACUUCUAUAGCGCCACCGUAUAUCUCUCACAAUCCAACGCCUGCCUCCUAGUCCUGACCAACCUACUGCUGAUCUUGUCCUGCGCCUUUCUUUAUGCUCUGCAGCGCGUGCUGUAUGGCCGUCUGAGACCGAUCGAGAUCGAACAGCUGAGCGAGAAAGCAUGGUACGCAGUGCUAGACACCCUUCUGGCGAUGCCCAGCUUCCGAGAGGACGUAGGUGGGCACUUGCUGUUCAUGUUCGUGCUGUUACUCGCAGGCAAGGUCUGGGGAUGGAUCGGCGAGGGCAGGGUGGAUGUGCUGGAGCAAGGACAGUUGCCCACCGGCGGAAACGCUGCGAGAUUGUUCCAUGGACGGCUUGCAACAAGUCUGAUUAUCAGCGUGUUGUUCAGCUUCGGAAUGCUGAAAUAUUGCGUCGAUACAGUGGUGGAGGAUCCACGACCCGGCAUGAUGGUUAUUUUCACAUUUGAGUUUGCCAUACAGUGCAUCUUCAGCACAUUCACGCUUGCGAGAUACGGCCUGAGUCUGGUGGAAAUGAGUGUCGUGAAGAAGCAGACCGUGGCGGCGAUAGAGGCAAGAAAGAGCGAGAUCAAGGCCGAGCGAGAAGCAGCGAAAGCACUCGCAAGGCAGGAAGGAAGAGAAGAACCAACAUUUGAAGACGGAAUUGAUGUUGACGAGAAUGAGGUCGAUGCUCCUGGCUGGGAAGAGAAGCGACGCUGGUUAUUCGGCUUGGAACUCUUCACGGACCUGAUCAAGCUCGUGAUAUACGUCCUCUUCUUCACUGUCAGCAUCACUUUCAAUGGCCUACCGAUGCAUAUCAUGAGAGAUGUCUACAUGACAUUUGCAUCUUUCAGCAAGAGAAUCACCGACUACGUGGCAUAUCGCAAGGCCACCACAGAAAUGAACACCCGCUACCCAGAUGCAACAACCGAAGAGAUCAGAGGAGACUCUUGUAUCGUGUGCAGAGAGGAAAUGGUCGCAUGGGCAGAAGGUGAACCUCAAGCACCACCUCAGCCUCAAGCCAACCCUCAGCCGGAUGCUCAGGCGCCAGCUGCACCACAACCUGCACCGGCAUCAGCAGCGGCACCACAACCUGCAGCCGCACCCGUUGCUGUGCCUGUACGGAGACGAGAUGAAGGCCUCCGAGCAAAGAAGCUCCCGUGUGGCCACAUUCUCCAUCUCAGAUGUCUCAAGGCUUGGCUGGAAAGACAACAAGUCUGCCCGACGUGCCGGCGACCUGUUGUCACUGCGACACCUCCUGUCAACAAUGGUGCCGCUGGAGCAAAUCCACAAGCUCCCGGUCAGCCAGGGCAGCCUGGUCAGCAUCCACCACAACAGCGACCACGCGGCAGAGUCUUCAACCUUGGCCCACUGCGCAUUGGCUUAGUCAAUGCUCCUCAAGGCCAGGUACAGAACAUUCUCAACCAAAUUCAGCACCCAGAAGCUGCUGCCAAUCAGGUCAAUGCAGCUCAACCGCCCACAGCCGACGCUACUGGCAGUGGAGUUGCUACGACUAGAAUUCAGGGCACUGGUGCUACCUCAUCAGUACCGAUUCACAUACAGCUUAUGCAGAGGGAGCAAAGGAUGAUGCGAGACGCCCACAACUUGGCCCUCGACCAACAAGCAUACGUAAACUUGCGAGCAAUGGAGGCUGAGUUGGCACGGCUUCGAGCUUUGCGAGUACCUGAACAGCAGCCUGUCGGAAUCACAGCGCAACAACCUCCACUGCAGCAAUUUAUGCCGCACUUGCCUUUUCAGCAGAUGGGCAUGGGUUUCCCACAGCCAUUCUUUCAGCCUCCUCCUCCUACGAUUACGGAUCAGCUAAAUGGUAGUAACGCCGAGCAGAUAGCAUCUGGAUCGGAGCAAUUGCCAGAGGGACUGGUUCUCCCAGAAGGCUGGACGCUCAUGCCGCUUCACAGACUCGGUGAACAGCAGGAUGCAGCGCAGCAGGAGCAGCCUAAUCCCACAUCUACAUCAACACAACAGCAUGAGGCAAACACCAAUGCUACGACAUCAAUCACCAAUGCACCUCUGUCCGCAGAUCCUUUAACUGCUGCAACACAAGCUGCCGAAGCUACUGCUCCAUCUGUUGAGCAAGCAGGCACUGGAGCUCAUGGUCCCACAGACGAACGAGGAUCACCGCUCUUUGUGCCUGCGCAGCCAUCAGCUACUGUACCAGCAGGCGCACAGACUUCUCGGACAGACACAACACAGCAAGCGGCACGAACGCUGGCGGAUCAACCGCCUUCAUCCGAACAGCCAACACCAUCACAUCCUACAGCACCGUCAUCCUGGGGAGGCGAUAGCUGGUCGUUUGUCGACCAGCCCGAACAGAGCACGGAAUCUACUGCUCCAUCUAACGGCCAUCUUCCACAGCAUACCGAGGAACACGCUAGCCAGAAUGGCAGCUACAGCGGCAAAGGUAAAGGCCGGGCCGUAGAAGUUGAGGAUGUGCCGGAUCCGGAGUCUUAGUUGGAAGCAGCGACGGCAUGGAAGUUUAUAGAUUACAUUAACUUCAUUGGAGCAUAGAGAAGAACGGAACUUGGUACCAAAUCAUAGAGCAUGAUGGAU